Klebsormidium nitens is the source of this 1194-nucleotide messenger RNA. NCBI's taxonomy places the organism in Eukaryota, Viridiplantae, Streptophyta, Klebsormidiophyceae, Klebsormidiales, Klebsormidiaceae. The record is from the annotation of a GenBank genome assembly.
CUUUGACUGCGAGGGACUCCGGGACACACCGUCCUUCGACAAGUCAAGAGUGCCAGAAGACACAUACAGACAGAAGACUCCACCAAAUGCAAACGCCAGAAAAUCAUACCUCUGCCAGCCAUCACCUUUUCAUGUUACCGCUCCUUCUCCUCACAGCAUUAUUCCUGAUUUCAAAACCCGCAGACAGUUCCCGGCCGCCAGAAGGUCGAGCUGCAUUGCAUAAUUCAAGGGGAAAUCAAGUCCGAGCCUUCUCAAAAGCAUGGUGUCCACAAGCUCUCUGCUGACCUUGCUGGUGCUUGUGAGCUGUGCAAUUGUGGCUGUGACUGCCCAGAACUACACCGAAGUGAAGCUGCAAGUCAUUGAGACGGCCACUCCAACUACCAUGCCGGAUGAGGGCACCUACGGCUUUGGAGACUCAAAUUACUUCAGGAAUCAGCUGACAGACUUCCGGAAUGGAACCAUCUUGGGCCACAGUCAAGGCACCUGUCUCGUUACGGCAUCAGACAACAUUCGCAAGUACUGCGAGAGCGAGUGCACCCAAUUCUUCGUCUUUGCUGCAGGCAGCAUCAGCAUGGAGGGCCAAUUCUUGAACACGCCAUCUUCCCUUGCGGUGACUGGAGGGACCGGGAUCUACUCUAGAGCCACCGGCGUCUGCGUGCAGAGCACUCUGAGCAGCGAUGGAAAUGGCACUUUCCAAUACGGCUACAAUUGCGAAUUCUCCGUUCUGAACCCUCCUAUCCGUGACCCGAUUCCUCUUGCCCUGACUAUUGGGGCCCCCCCUGUAAACGGAGCGUGCUCCGCUCGCGCAUACCCUAACCAGUGCUACGCAUCAGACCGCAGGUCCUCCAUCUGCUGCCCGGCCGAGUGCCCUCUCGCCCCUACCAUCACUGCGGUCUGCGCUUAAGCCUUCUGUCGUGGAGUUUAAGGAGUCGGCUGAGACAUUUUUGUUGUUUAGAGAGAGGUGCUGUCUCGUAAUCUGCUUUGAGUCAAGAAGAGGGACGAUGCAGUGCGGAUUAGGAAGUUAAAAAGUGAUUCACUCGUUGAAUAGUCUCAAGAUUGGCGCUCGAUUCCAAUUUCAAAUAUCAGACCUUGUCCCCCCUCGGGAUCCACCGUCAUGGGAAACGAUUAAAAUCCCAUUUCAACAAUGGAAGCCACGGGACUGAAACUCAAAUGUGCAUCUUGCAUUACCGGAAG